Pseudocercospora fijiensis CIRAD86 is the source of this 1156-nucleotide messenger RNA. RefSeq lists its product as uncharacterized. Gene Ontology annotation, molecular function: glutathione transferase activity. Lineage: Eukaryota; Fungi; Ascomycota; Dothideomycetes; Mycosphaerellales; Mycosphaerellaceae. The record is from RefSeq and is a predicted model, not a curated record. The transcript has 4 exons. The coding region runs from base 25 to 1062 and encodes 345 amino acids. Gene Ontology annotation, biological process: glutathione metabolic process.
CAGACAUAUUCAACCUCACGUUGCAUGUCAUCCUCGCGACUCCUUACGAGACAAUCAGUGGCAACACACUACCUCUUCCACCCACGCUUAGCAACGAAGCAUAUCCGCACAGCUUCCAACAACAUCCGACUCGCAAGGAAUCGUCUCCCAGGCAUUAAAGAUUCUCCAGCGGGUAUACGCAGCUUCGCCUCCUCCUCUGGCAAACUUUACGCCACACUCAGCAAGACCCCGAUCUUCGUCCUCCAAGCUAAGCCUCGAGGCGUCGAAAUGGCUGACCAACCAGCCAAGAAACUCCGCACCUCCCAUCCCACCUACGAACUCCUCUACCACCCUGGCAUCCCCGGACGAGGCGAGUUCAUCCGUUUGGCUUUCGAAGCCGCAGGCGUGCCUUACACCGAUAUCGCGAAUGAGGAUCAUAAGAAUGGAUAUGCAGAAGUUCAGCAAGUGUGCAUGAAUGACGGAAUAGAGUCAAGUGAUGGGAAUCCUCCGGUUUUCUCGCCUCCGGCUUUGAGAGUUAGGGAUGGGGAGAAGGCUUUGGUGAUAAGUCAGACGCCGAAUAUUUUGAUUUAUCUUGGGGAGAAGUUGGGAUUGGUGCCUGCUGGAGAUGAGAAGUUUUAUGUGCAGCAGUUGGCUCUUACUGCUUUGGACUUGAAUAAUGAGAUUCAUGAUACGCAUCAUCCAAUUGCGGCCUCGAAAUACUACGAAGAUCAAAAAGAUGCGGCGUUGGAAAAGGCUAAAGAUUUGAGGGCAACGAGGAUACCCAAAUUCUUCAAGUACUUUGAGAGGCAAUUGAAGUGGAAUUCUUCCGCUGGACAACAUAAGUAUCUCGUAGGUGAUCGGCUUACAUACGCAGACCUCACUGUCUGGCAGAUACUGGAUGGAGCCAAGUAUGCGUUCCCCAAGGAGCUGGAGGUGAGGAGGAAAGAGUUCCCGGAAUUACUAGGGACCUUUUAUGAAAGUGUAAAGGAAGAGGAGGGGAUUAAAGAGUAUUUGGCGAGUGAGAGGAGGUUGAAGUAUAGUAUGGGUGUUUUCAGAUAUUAUCCUGAACUAGACAGGCCGUGAGGGCAUGACGAAGACGAUGAAGCUGGGCUCGAGAAGGUUGUUUACCGUCUCAUCCAAACGCCUUCUGCCCAAUCUGCCAGCUGAUCAGAUCCUC